This is a messenger RNA of Effrenium voratum, 1698 nucleotides long. Lineage: Eukaryota; Dinophyceae; Suessiales; Symbiodiniaceae. The record is from the annotation of a GenBank genome assembly.
AUGGGCUUCGACUGGCCAAACCGGAUGUGUGUCGCCGCAGGGCUGGAGCCGGACCUUGGGGACUUCGCUCCCACGGGCCCCACGGAGGCGGCCGGCGGCCGGCGGCCGGCCGGGGCGCUGGAGGAGAAGCUGAAGGGCCUGGGGCCCCAAGCCUCCCGCGAGGCGAUCCUGGAGGACAUGGCCGCCGGCACUGCGUGGCUCCUGUGUUUUUUCUCCGCAGCCAGCGUGACAAAGCUCGCAAGUAGUUCAACGCCUCGCCUGAACAUGGAGUCGCUGUCCAACCUCUCGCAGAAGAAGCAGAUCCAGCUGGAGAGUGCCAAGGCCCAGCCCAUCCAAAUCACCCGCGAGGUGCGGCGGCUCAAGGUGGCCUGCGUCUCGGUCCCGGAAGCAGGGCAUCUGGUGCCCACCGUGGAGGUGGCGAAGGCCUUGGCGCAGCGGGGCCACGAGACAGUGCUGUUGACGCUGGACAGCGCGGCGCCUAAGUUCGCCAAGAGCUGUGAGGCGGCGGGCUGCCGCUUCGUGGGCCUCGCGCCGGAGUUGCCGGGCUCGGAUGCGGGCCACGGGCCGGUGGCGGAGCUGAUGUCCCGAGGCCUGGUGUCCACGGCCAUGGCCCACGUGAGCGCCGCCAUGCGCCCAGAGCUGCUCGCUUGGCUCAAGGCCGAGCGCCCGGAUGUGGUGCUGGCAGACUUCACCACCCACGUGGCCGUACAGGUGGCGGAGGAGCUGGGCAUCCCGACGCUCCUGAAUGUGCCAGGACCCUUGGGGAUCUUCAAGUAUCUGGACAUGCUCUUUGCGCUGCCCUUCUGCUUCAAAAUCUUCCUUACCCGCCGCAACUUCCAGGAGACCCGGCUCGUAUACCGCAUGUUCACACGGCUUGUGCCGAUGCUCAAGACCCACGUGUGCCUCGUGAACAGCUUCUUCGGGCUAGACCUGGCCUACGAUCUGCCGCCACACGUGGUCGUCACCGGGUCCACGGCUGCACGCCCCUCCAGCACGCGACGCACGGAGACCUCCGACUCACGGCUCAACGCCUGGCUCACGGAGAUGAAGCAACGACAGCUGCGCUUGGUCUACGUGACCACGGGCAGCGUGCAGGUGCUGGAGCCCCUUCAGGUGAAGGCGCUCUAUGAGGGCCUCCGGGCGCUGAAGAACGUGGCGGUUUGCUGGUCCCUCAAAGAGGAGCAGCAGCAGCAAUUGGGAGGCCUGGAGAGUCUGCCCGCGCACUUCUUCAUGGCCAAGUGGCUGCCCCAGGGCGAGGCGAUGCAGCUGCCUGAGGUUGCGGUGGUUGUGACGCACUGCGGCUUUGGGGGGCUCAAUGAGACCAUCGCCGCCGGGAAGCCGAUGGUGGCGCUGCCCUUCCGCGCCGACCAGCCGAAGAACGCGGAGCUCGCCAAGGCCCGCGGCAUGGCCGAGGUGCUGCAGCCCAGGAAACUGGCAGCGGCGGCUGUCACCUCCACAGUGACCAAGGUCUUGGAGGACCCGCGGUACCAGCAGCGCGCCUCGGAGCUGCAGCGGCAGCUGCUGAAGACCAAGGGCGCCGAGGCGUGCGUAGAAGCCAUCGAGCGCUUCGCGGAGAACGAGGGGUGCGAAGAGCUCUUCCUGAGGCCGACGAAGUCUUGGACGCGGUCCUUGCUGGGCCUGGUCCCUUCAGUGGGCCUGGUUCUGCUGGGCGCCGCACUCGCGCUGAGAAGGCGCUGA